UUUUUUGUUCUUCUUGUUUUAAGACGACUAAAGGUAAGGCCUUUUGAAUCCCUCUCUCGUUAAUUCUUUUGAGAACUUGCUUGGCUGAUGAAUAAUUAGCAGGAACUCCUGCUUAUUUUGAUUUCAUCGUUUAAAUGCGUUGCUUCAGUUAACCGCUGCUUAUUUGAAAUGGGAUGCUUUAGAAACAGUAGAGAAGAUCAACCGUCGGUGAUUUGUAUACCUAUUUGCUUAUAGGCUGUAUAAAUUGAUGAAUACCUUUAAAAAUCAAACUAAUCCCAUGAACCUAGUGUAAUUUUAUUUAAAGCCAUGGGGCGUGCACCCUCUCUUUAGUCUUUACUGCUCAUAGAUUGGACCGGUCGUGUAUCUCAAACCGACGUUUGGUUCGCAGAUUAGAGUCAUGUUAAUCCAGAUACAAUUAUGAAGAAAGUUGGUUCUAUCAUAAAACCAAUUGGCAACAUGAGUAGUCUAACUUUUUAUAAGCCUUGAAAGUUUCUCUUUUCAUCGAUGUGGGACUCUUUUACCUUCACUCCUCACACCCCCAUCACGUUCAACAAAAUUUUCAAGUCAAACAUUUAAGCAACAUCAAUUGGGUGAGGUGUGGCCAUUAGAAUUCACAUAUGGGCCAACCUGUUCUGAUAGUAUGAAGAAAGUUGAUGUUCCACCACAAAACUAAUUGGCAAUAUUGGAAGUAGUCCAACCUCUUAUAAGCCCUUACAAGGUUUCUUUUUUCACCGAGUCUCUUACCUUCACUACUCCCACAUUCCCAUGUGAUACCAAAAUUACCAAUAUAAUGCAUUUAAUGGAAGAGUAUUACUGGAAAACUUACAAAUUUUGGUUCACAUGACAAUGUAAACCAAACAUGAGAAUGGAAGAAAACGGUAUUUCAUGGCCCUAUUUCCCAGCAUUUCCAAACACAGGACAGGAAGCUUCAUUCCCACCAAGAUUCCUGAGUUGAGAAUGAGUGGAAAAGAAGGCCACGCAAUUGGAAUCGAUCUGGGGACAACAUAUUCAUGUGUAGCAGUGUGGCGUUAUGAUCACAUUGAAAUCAUAGUGAAUGGUCAGGGCAACAGAACAACUCCGUCUUAUGUUGCUUUCACUGAUACUGAAAGGUUAAUCGGUGAUGCAGCAUAUAACCAGGUCAUUAGAAACCCCUCAAAUUCAAUCUUUGAUGCAAAGCGAUUAAUUGGAAGGAGAUUUGGUGACGCUUCUGUUCAAAAUGAUUUGAAGCUCUGGCCAUUCAAGGUCACUGAAGGUCCUGAUCACAAGCCCAUGAUUGUGGUUACCCACAAGGGUCAAGAGAAACAGUUUGCUGCUGAAGAAAUCUCAUCUAUGGUUCUCACAAAGAUGCGGGAGAUUGCUGAGGCCUACCUCGGCUCAAGUGUGAAGAAAGCAGUUAUUACUGUCCCUGCUUACUUUACUGACUCACAACGUCAGGCUACAAAAUGUGCUGGUGUGACUGCUGGCUUAGAGGUGAUGCGAAUCAUCAACGAACCAACUGCAGCCGCCAUUGCUUAUGGAAUUGACAAUAAGGCUGGUUGGUAUAGCAAGAGAAAUGUUAUGAUAUUUGACUUGGGUGGUGGUACUUUAGAUGUGUCACUGCUUACCAUAAGUUCUGGUGACUUUGAAGUGAAGGCGACAGCUGGAAAUACUCACCUUGGUGGUGAAGACUUUGAUAACAAUAUGGUGAAUUACUGUGUUGAGAAGUUUAAGAAGAAGCAUAGUUUGGACGUCAGUGGAAACCCUAGAGCUCUUAGGAGGUUAAAAAAUGAAUGUGAGAAGGCGAAGAGGAGACUUUCGUUUACGUCCGUGACAGAUAUUGAAAUUGACUGUUUGUAUCGUGGUGUUGAUUUUUACACAACUUUUACCUGUGCAAAAUUUGAACAACUAAACAUGGAUUUCUUCAACAAGUGCAUGGAGCCUGUGGAUAAAUGUUUGAAGGAUGCCAAAAUGGACACAAGCAAUGUCGAUGAUGUUGUUCUUGUUGGUGGCUCCUCUAGAAUUCCCAAGGUGCAGGAGCUAUUACAGAACGUGUUCAUCGGCAAGGAGCUGUCCAACGGCAUUAAUCCGGAUGAGGCUGUGGCAUAUGGUGCUGCUGUUCAAGCUGCUGUCUUGAAUGGUAAUCAAAGUUUGAAGCUUCAAGACUUCACUCUCUUCGAUGUUAUUCCUAUGUCACUUGGGACAGAAUAUCGUGAAGAAGGACAGCUCAAUGACCUCAUGCAUGUCAUGAUUCCUAGAAACACCAAGAUUCCCACCAAGAAGAACCAUACUUUUGUAACUGGUCACGACAACCAAAGUUCUGUCCGCUGUGGAGUUUACGAGGGUGAGAAUGAGCUAACCAAAGAUAAUAAUUAUUUGGGUGGCUUUGUCAUCGAUGACAUUCCUCCAGCUCCUAAGGGUGUUGCUAAAGUAGAUGUUUAUUUUUCAAUUGAUGCAAAUGGUAUCCUGAAUGUUUCUGCUGAGGUCAUGUCCACUGGCCAGAAGAAGGAGAUUACAAUCAAAAGAUGAACUUCGGGAAUUUACAGGAUGAAAUGAAGGAUGGAGAUUAUAAUAUUCGUACUCGACAUGGUUUCCUACCGUCCCUUUUGCUUUUCGUGAAAGACAGCUGUGGCAGUACUGGAGAUUAUCUUGCUUCUGCUAAUGGUCUUUCCCACAUUGGAUUGCUGUGGUGAAUGAAGUAUCCAUUUUCUUCAAAUUCUGAGCGUGCUCGAGUAUAUACUUCGCCAACUCUAUUUCAUUUUCCCCCUUGGAAAGCUCUGUAGUUGCCUCCUUGAGUUGAUGAAGAAAAGCAAGUUUCUGGGAUUUCAAGUAUCCGAUAUCAAAUGCGGAGGCCUAGAAAGGAAACAAUGAAAUCAAUUGAAUUCUUUAUUUAUUUUUUUAUUUUUUUCAGAUACGAUGAGGAGAAGUUAGAAAUGGUUUAUUCAACUCCUGAUUGAUGCAAGAAAUUUCGAAAAUCGUAAAAUGUGCUUCAUGAGUGUGUGCAAGAGAGAGUGAUAGAGGCGCAACAUACGUACAGUAAUAUCAUUUUCUUCCGCUUCGGAACCGUUUAAGGAAGAUCUACCAGUCUGUCUUUUGGUACUUGGUGGAUCAGAUGUUAUGCACAAAGUAUUCAAAAUAGUCAUUCAUCUCCGAAGAGGUUACAUUGACGAGACUAGGUCCUCGUUCAAGCUCGUAAUUUGCGUACCCGAUCUAAUGGGAAAUAUAGGACUAUUCACCCAUCCAUUUUUACUUCCAACAUCCUUUUUAAAUUUUUAGUCAUUGAUUUUCUUCAAUU
Messenger RNA from Malus domestica (apple), 3271 nucleotides. The record is from RefSeq and is a predicted model, not a curated record. Lineage: Eukaryota; Viridiplantae; Streptophyta; Magnoliopsida; Rosales; Rosaceae.